Bufo gargarizans (Asiatic toad) is the source of this 851-nucleotide messenger RNA. Its product is annotated as transmembrane O-methyltransferase homolog. The transcript is spliced from 4 exons. Gene Ontology annotation, biological process: developmental process; dopamine metabolic process; catecholamine catabolic process. The record is from RefSeq and is a predicted model, not a curated record. Gene Ontology annotation, molecular function: catechol O-methyltransferase activity. NCBI's taxonomy places the organism in Eukaryota, Metazoa, Chordata, Amphibia, Anura, Bufonidae. Bases 27 to 818 code for a protein of 263 amino acids.
UCCUCCUCUACCUGAGACGCUACUCCAUGGAGCACACAUUUACCGGUUGUCAAGCUUUUAUGGCCUCACAUUACUCUGUCCUAGUCACUGGGGUACUGGUGCCAUUAGCGGCUUGUGCGGCCUGGGCACUAUACAGAUAUCACUUCCAACCAUCAGACACACAUCGGAGUGUGGAUGUGAAGAUACAGCAGGCUCUACGUCGAUAUGUCCUGAUUGAAUCCACCCAUGGAAAACCGGACUGUGUGCUACAGGCUUUUAAAGAAUAUGCCAGUAAAGAUGUCGUGAUAAAGGGGCUGCUAUUUACUGUAGAGCAAGAUAUUUUUCUAGAGGAAGCUGCCAAACAGUGUUAUCCCAAAGCAACCCUUGUAUUGGGCACGCAGUGUGGAUAUUCCCCUAUACGUCUCCUACAAUUUCUGCCCUCAGAUGGGAUGUUGUAUGCAGUGGAAGGAGAGGAUAGCAUGGCAGAAUCAGCCGAGGAGAUGAUUCUAGUUGCUGGUUUCAAACAUAAUCAGUUUAAACUGUUGUGCCAACACCCAGUAGAUGCCAUUCAUGUUCUGAAAAGCCAGUUUGGUGUGAAGAAGUUAGAUUUUGUGUUGAUGGACUAUGAAUGUGACCAGUAUGUAGAAGGCUUGCUGGCUUUGACAGAGUCUGGAAUUCUGUACCCUGGGACUUUAAUAUUAGCUAACAACACAAACCAUCCAACAUCCAAAAACUUCAUUCAAUACAUUGAAGGAGCUGAAGAUUAUAGAAUUGUAGAUGCCUGCAAGGGGUUGCUGAAAGUAGAAUAUGUGCAACCUAAAUCACUGUGGAGGAGCUGAUAGGCCAUAUACAUGGCAGGAAUCCUGAACAUA